This is a messenger RNA of Trypanosoma rangeli, 1296 nucleotides long. RefSeq lists its product as uncharacterized. The record is from RefSeq and is a predicted model, not a curated record. Lineage: Eukaryota; Euglenozoa; Kinetoplastea; Trypanosomatida; Trypanosomatidae. The transcript has a single exon. Bases 1 to 1296 code for a protein of 431 amino acids.
AUGGGGUUUCUGGCAAACUUCUACGAGACGUUAGCCAAGGAGGGGCGUCUCGAUGUUCUACUACUCUUUGGCAUGUACGACGAGCGUGUUUACGAGGUCGUAGAUCGUCAUCGCCUGGCAAAUGACAUUGUUAAGCUGCUGCCAUCCCCACGGGCAGCCUUGUUUCUCUCACGCGGUAUGGUCUAUGACUGUAUUAACGAGGUCGUUAUUCGCGACUUUAUCAAAAUUUGCAUGAUGCUCUCUCGCUACAAGUCCGUGGAAGAAGGGGCAAGUCUCGCCGAACUUAUUGGAAGUUGCGGGAUUCCUGAGCAGUACCGGAUGAGCAUGUUUAAUUUUAGCGAGACCUAUCGCCAUAUGAUCUUGUCGAAAUCGUAUUUUCCUCAGCGAUCAGUGUUGCGGCUUUUAUCCUACAUUUUCUGCGAUGACAUCCUUUCAGAUGCUGUGGCCCAACUGCAGUACAAGUCGGAUAUCUUAAACCAUGUGAAUAAAGUGUACGUGGAUACCCCAGACCUUGUGUCGUGGCGUUUUUCUGUGCGUGUCAUGUCACUUGCGGGUGGGUAUAACGAGGAUCGCAGCGACGUCGAGUACACGGAGUUGUUGACCCGCGUGGUCACGCGCAUGGUUCCAGAGUUUUUCAUUUACUUUACCGCAACGUUUGUAUACGCCAUGUUUCGUCACUAUCCGCGGCGUGUGCGUGGCAUCACGCCGCGGUGGCUCGCUCGGCAGCGUGCUCUUUUUUCUGCCACUUACUGUGCCAUAUUGGGCGUGUACGUCAAUUCAUAUCUUGAGUACCGUAUUUACAAGCAUAGGAUACUGUACGAACUACGUAAAAGUCAAGAGUUCCGUCGUCGGCGUGGUGCGGCAAAGCGUGGUAUUGAAUACCACGAAAACAAGUAUUUUGACAACCUUGAGGGUGUGACGCGUCGUGUCUACUCGAUGCAGAGCACGGCGUAUGGUACCACUGGCGGAGCACUGCUGCUUUCCAUUCUUCCUCUUGCCCCAGUGAAGUUCCCGAAAUGGAUGGGGGACGUUGCAUGGCGUCACCCCUUUGUCCCGCGUCUAUUCCCGGCCGUGCUGGGAAUGCACACAGCAUCACGGUGCCUGGUGCCCUUUGUCUUUGCCCCCUUUGUGACUGUGACAAUUUCGAGAUUCAACGGCUGGGGAGCAACCCUGUACGAUCGUUACGUGGAGUUUCGCAUGCGGAUGUGGUACCGCAAGGUGGAAGUGGCUUUUGAUACAUCGACAGAUGUGGUGGAUGCCGACAUCACAAAAGAUCAACGCAAGAAACUAUUUUAG